Molecule: messenger RNA, 522 nt
Organism: Zalophus californianus (California sea lion)
Lineage: Eukaryota; Metazoa; Chordata; Mammalia; Carnivora; Otariidae
Product: transcription factor BTF3-like
Exons: 2
Coding region: 28-522 (164 amino acids)
Cellular component (GO): nascent polypeptide-associated complex; cytosol
Source: RefSeq, a predicted model, not a curated record
GCGCGGUCCCAUUUCCGCUCCAACAAGAUGAAAGAAACUAUCAUGAACCAGGAGAAACUCGCCAAGCUGCAAGCACAAGUGCGCAUUGGUGGGAAAGGAACUGCUCGCCGAAAGAAGAAGGUGGUUCAUAGAACGGCUACAGCAGAUGAUAAAAAACUUCACUUCUCCUUAAAGAAGUUAGGGUUAGGGGUAAACAAUAUCUCUGGUAUUGAAGAAGUGAAUAUGUUCACAAACCAAGGAACAGUGAUCCACUUUAACAACCCCAAAGUUCAGGCAUCCCUGGCAGCGAACACUUUCACCAUUACAGGCCAUGCUGAGACAAAGCAGCUGACAGAAAUGCUACCCAGUAUCUUAAACCAACUUGGUGCAGACAGUCUGACUAGUUUAAGAAGACUGGCUGAAGCUCUGCCCAAACAAUCUGUGGAUGGAAAAGCACCACUUGCUACCGGAGAGGAUGAUGAUGAUGAAGUUCCAGAUCUUGUGGAGAAUUUUGAUGAAGCUUCUAAGAAUGAAGCAAACUGA